Molecule: messenger RNA, 912 nt
Organism: Auanema sp. JU1783
Lineage: Eukaryota; Metazoa; Nematoda; Chromadorea; Rhabditida; Rhabditidae
Source: the annotation of a GenBank genome assembly
AUGACGUCUUCAAUACUAACCGGUCCUUCAACUUCAUUUGUCAAAGCGAAUAAUCUUUUUGAAAAUCCAUUUUUCUGUCAAAAUUCGCUAAACUCCAUUACAUAUAAUAAGGAAAUGUCUUCGCCCCAUUCCUCAUUAGGUUCGGGCCCAUCAAGUUCAACUUCCUCAAUGAACACAUCACCUAAUAGUCGCAAAUAUUACAAUACAACGUUAUUAAAAAACAUCAAAAUGAGUGGACAAUUAAUUACUUCGGAAGAUGUUUAUAAGCUUCGUCGAGAAAUGCAAGCAGAUUUUCGUAUGCAGAAGACAUCUGACGAUUCACAAAGAUGUCUUAAAGAAUCAUUAGAAGUUCUAUCUGAAUUACGUGGAGAACUGUCAUACCAGUCAGAGCCAAAAUCUGAAGAUUUUCCAUUUUUUGUCUCCGAAUAUCAGGCCUUAGUCUGUUGGAUUUAUUCGGAAAUCCGUUUCGCGCCUUACAUGGGCGAACUGAAUCGUCAUUUCAAUAAUUUGAAAAAUGAACACCGAAUAAUCCUGUCCUCAUUGCGACUACAUUCAAUUGAACAUCUUCUGGCUUUGCUUCGUUUUUCGAACAUCUGCUUAGAGUACGGUUUCUAUUGCGAUGAAGAAGCAUUAGAUUGGUGUCGAGAGGCUGUAUUAACUAAUGAGAAACAAAAACGAUCAUCGUCCUCAAUAUCAAUUCGUUGUACUUCAUCAUUAAGCUCAUCUAGCAAUCCGAGCACAUCAUCUUCAUUUUCUCCAACAAUGGAUGACAUUCUUCAACGACGAGAAGAACAGUAUCGACGGGAUAUUGAAAGAGAUCUCCGUGUCAAUGUUAUUGAAAUCCAAGUAGCAUUACAAGAAAAGCUUGAACGAUUCCCUCUUCAAAGACCUACUCUGGAGAAGCUGGUAUAG